Messenger RNA from Seminavis robusta, 1040 nucleotides. Lineage: Eukaryota; Bacillariophyta; Bacillariophyceae; Naviculales; Naviculaceae. The record is from the annotation of a GenBank genome assembly.
CUUUCUUGCUUCAAUGACAUACAUUUAUAUCCUGAAGUUCAACAAUGGACGUCAAAGAUGACACAAUGAAGAGUAAAAGUAAUCAUACCAGCAACAUCCCGGUACCUUCCUAUAGAGGUUUAAGGCGAAGCCAAGAGGAGCUGGAAGCAAAGGAGGAGGCACGAAAACAGAGGAGUUCCGCGAACGCUCAGUCUUUGGCGAAAUCCGUUUUGGAACAAGAUUUGGAAUCCAAAGCGGCUGCCGCGACGCCACCAGAAAAGCUCCGUCGAGGUCUUGGCCAGAGCCCACCUACACAAUUGCAAACGAAGGAGAGGACUGCCAGAGAACGGAGUGCCGCAGCUUCCAGAGUCCGACCCGAUCCCGAUGGCUCUCGUCUCCCGACAACAUGGGAUCGAGAGAAUGAAGAAGAAGACAAUGGAGAAGACAGUGACGAUGUCGUGAUGGAGGAUGCACGACAACGGCAGGAAGUCGAUUUCUCUUCGUCCCCCGGUACCGAGAUCCACACAGCCACUACGCCCCCCUUUGCACCAGUGGAUGCUUCUUCUUCCGAUGAAAUGGUCCAGUAUGGGGAAGCUGUAGGUAUGCUUGCUGAAGAAGCUGUGGUGCAAGAACCUCUGUUCCACACCACCGAGGGUCCUUUUCAAGGAACCACACGUGAGGCUGUCAAUGCCAAUACCGAAGCAGAAUCCAGCAUUCUGCCACUACCAUCACCUCAGGCUCCAUCUCCCCCUAAUGAGAGUCUUGUGGAAGCUAGGCCCGUUCCCGAGGAAGAAGAGCACCCCCCAGAAGGUCUCAUGGAAGCUCAACCGGUAGAUCUGGAACAAAAGGCAGCACAAAGAUCAGAGCACCGAAAACAGUUUCGCAACCGAGCUUUCGUAGGCGGUGCAUGCAUCAUCUUGGCGGUCGUAGUUGCAAUUGUACUCUGGCUUGUCUUGCGUCAGGACAAUCCACCCGUGCAAGUUGUGGCUCCUGCCGACAGCAAUACUUCUGCUCCAACCUUUCUCCAUGCGCGCCUUCUAGGUGGUCUAUUUUGUUCCUAG